UCACUACUAAGUGGUGCUUUGGGCCCUUUCUCACCACUCUCAACCUCUCAUCCACCACCUCUAGCAACACCACAAAUAGUCCAAUGAUUAAUUUGUCUUUUCAUACAACAGUAGAGCAAUUCUCAUACUAACACUCCCGCCUAUAAAAACCCCCCAAAAUUGUUGCUUCAUUGCACCAACCAACAAACAUUUCCCUCUUAAAACAAAAACUAAAACAUAAUGAGUAGUAGUACUCAUCACAACCAACUCUCCCUCUUCUCCAUUGUGCUCCUCCUCCUCCUCUCCUCCACCCUCUCCGCGGAGUUAUGCCACCCGGACGACAAACGAACCCUCUUCAAGAUCAAAAAAGCCUUUAACAAUGCCUACAUGUUCGCUUCUUGGACACACAACACAGACUGCUGCGGAUGGUACUUAGUCACAUGCGACGAAACCACACACCGCGUCAUCACCCUCUCCGUCAGCAAAGACGACGAGGUUGCGGGCCACAUUCCCGACACCGUCGGUGAUCUCCCUUACCUAGAGCAGCUCAUCUUAACCAACCUCCCUAAGCUCACCGGCCCAAUCCCGCACGCUAUAUCCAAGCUUAAAAACCUUAAGUACUUGUGGCUUAGCCAUAAUAAUCUCACGGGUCCAAUCCCCGACUUUGUUGGCCACCUUAGUAAAUUAACCUACAUUAACCUCUCCGUUAACAAACUCACUGGUCCUAUCCCUGCCUCGCUAUCCUCACUUAAAGAACUCGGUGCGCUCUUUUUGGAGCGCAACCAACUCACUGGACACAUCCCUGAGAGUUUCGGAAAAUUUAAGCAUCACACCGAUUUCUACGUAAAGUUAGCUAAGAACAAACUUUCAGGACCUCUUCCGAAAUCUUUAGGAGAUCCCAAUUUCGCGCUUUUAGACCUUUCUAGGAAUUCGUUUACAGGUGAUGCUUCAAUGUUGUUUGGGAAAAACAAGGAUUUGCAAACAGUGGACCUUUCUAGGAACAAAUUUUCAUUCGACUUGUCUAAAGUUGUGUUGCCAAGGAGUUUGUUUCAGCUUGAUUUGAGCCAUAAUAUGAUUUACGGGGGAAUACCAUCUAUGUUGCCGACGUUGCCGAAUCUGUAUAACUUUAACGUGAGUUAUAAUCGGUUGUGCGGUCGGAUUCCUACAGGAGGGAUAAUGAAACAGUUUGAUAAGUAUGAUUAUGCUCAUAACAAGUGUUUGUGUGGCUCUCCCUUGCCUCGUUGCAAGUGAAUCAUGUCGAACUAUUGACAGUAUUCAGUACCACUAGUCCACUAUAUACCACAUAGUAGACUAGUAGUAGUAUGAAACCAUGAAGUUGUUGUUUAUUGUUUUCCAAAUUGGAAUUUGAAGUGUCGGUGUGGAUUUUGUUAUUCAUUUCUUGUCAAUUCGUUGGCGUUUCAGAACUCAUCACCCGUUUUUAUCUAGUGUCAUGUGUUUAUUGUGCACUUCUAUGGUAUCUUGUAUUAAUAAAAUUAACUAUCUUUUCCGA
This is a messenger RNA of Beta vulgaris subsp. vulgaris (sugar beet), 1489 nucleotides long. Its product is annotated as polygalacturonase inhibitor. The coding region runs from base 220 to 1230 and encodes 336 amino acids. Gene Ontology annotation, molecular function: protein binding. The record is from RefSeq and is a predicted model, not a curated record. NCBI's taxonomy places the organism in Eukaryota, Viridiplantae, Streptophyta, Magnoliopsida, Caryophyllales, Amaranthaceae. The transcript has a single exon.